This is a messenger RNA of Erigeron canadensis, 1517 nucleotides long. Its product is annotated as hydroxymethylglutaryl-CoA lyase, mitochondrial-like. Gene Ontology annotation, biological process: ketone body biosynthetic process; L-leucine catabolic process. The record is from RefSeq and is a predicted model, not a curated record. The coding region runs from base 126 to 1391 and encodes 421 amino acids. Gene Ontology annotation, molecular function: hydroxymethylglutaryl-CoA lyase activity. Lineage: Eukaryota; Viridiplantae; Streptophyta; Magnoliopsida; Asterales; Asteraceae. The transcript is spliced from 9 exons.
CAUAUUCAUCAUUUUGUAUAAAAUCUUGAUGAGCUAGGAUUAAAUCAUCUACCAAAAGCUUCAAUCAAAGGUCAUUUUGAAGAAAAGUGGAAUGUCUUAACUCGCGCAGUCAUUUUUUUGAUCCAAUGUUAACAUCUAAGGUUCUUGGAAAUUUUCCGGACAGGAAAUCUUUUUUGUCACACAAAUAUAGUCCUACUUUUUUAAACAAUUUGAUGUCGAUAGUAUCUGGAAAGCAUACGAGUACUGGUGUAGAUACACCUGAAUGCAGUUAUCAUGUAACAUCUAAAAGUCAAGUGUAUGACAUGGGAGAUGGAAACGGUAGGGAUGGAGCGAAAGCUGGUUCAAUCGUAACUCGAAUACAUCAAUCAUCUGCUUUUGGUACUCUACAUCCACAUAUUUAUAAGUCAACUCGUAAUUAUAGCACUGUAUAUACUGGUGGUAUCGGACCAAGUUCACAACAUAAGCUAUUAGGAAAUGUCCCACAAUAUGUAAAGAUAGUGGAAGUUGGUCCACGGGAUGGACUGCAAAAUGAAAAGGAUAUCGUACCUACUGCUGUAAAAGUUCAAUUAAUCAAAAUGUUGGUUGAUUCAGGAUUGCAAGUUGUUGAAGCCACUAGUUUUGUUUCACCAAAAUGGGUACCACAGUUGGCAGAUGCGAAAGAUGUAAUCGAAGCUAUUAAGAGUGUCGAUGGUGCUAGAUUCCCUGUUCUAACGCCAAAUAUGAAAGGAUUAGAGGCGGCUCUUGCAGCUGGAGCUAAGGAAGUGGCGGUGUUUGCUGCAGCUUCCGAGUCAUUCUCUAGUUCAAACAUUAACUGUAGCAUUGAUGAAAGUCUUAUCCGUUACGGUGUCAUUGCGUCUACUGCUAGAAAACUCUCCAUCCCUGUACGCGGGUAUAUAUCAUGCGUUGUUGGAUGCCCAAUGGAAGGAGAUGUGCAUCCAUCCAAGGUGGCAUAUGUUGCAGAGGAACUUCUAAAAAUGGGGUGUGAUGAAAUUUCUCUUGGUGAUACAAUAGGGGUUGGUACUCCUGGUACCGUUGUUCCAAUGAUCGAGGCUGUUAGAAAAGUUGUCCCAAUAGAAAAGCUUGCUGUACAUUUUCAUGAUACAUACGGCCAAGCCCUUUCGAAUAUUCUUGUAUCGCUCCAAAUGGGAAUUAGUGUGGUGGAUUCAUCUGUGUCGGGUCUUGGUGGUUGCCCAUACGCAAAAGGUGCCACUGGUAAUGUAGCCACAGAGGAUGUCGUAUAUAUGCUUAACGGACUUGGCGUGAAGACCAACGUUGACCUUAGAAAGCUCAUGUUAGCUGGAGAUUUUAUCAGGAAACAUUUGGGUCGGCCCUCCGAGUCUAAAGCUGCAAUUGCUUUAAGUCAAACUGCAUUUUGUACUUCCAAGCUAUAAAGUAAUUCUGGAACUUAAAAGGUGUAACAUAGUUGGGCUUAAAUGGUUUGAUACCAUCCACUGGACUUUACUAUUUAGCCAAAAAUAAUACUAAUAAGUAAUAAUAGUUAACAUUGAUUGACCACA